AUGUUUCGUCGUUGGAAUGUUCGUGCUGCGCCACCAAAUUUUCGUGUGCCAUACCAACCUCCACCUUCAGGAACGUUAAUCCAACCGGGCUGGCUUUAUUUACGUAAAAUGGAAGAAGCAAAAUUGGCAUUUGCUCCUCCACCCGACCUUUCUACAGCCCCGCCAAUUAUUCAGCAACAACAACAAUUAAUAAAUAUACCUCAAAAUAAUUUACCCCAAAUGGCAGGGCAUCCAAUGCCGCCAGCAGCUACACAUUUAAGCGUUCCACCGCCCGCGAUUAUUCCUCAUCCCCCACAUCCCCAUCACCCCCACCAUUCCCAACAAUUUAAUCAUCAUCAACAAUUCCAUCCUCCACCUCAAUAUUCUAUUUUCCCUCCAAAUAUUCCCUCAUUAUUAAUGGGUGGAAAUAAUUUAUCUAUUCCUCCACCGCAACAUCCAAGCAAUCCCCCUCUUCCUCCUCAAGCAAAUUUUCGUCCCUAUUAUAAUUUGCAUUGAAAGCAUUUUGUUAAAGUAUUUUUUAAACCCGAACAUUUAUUGUUUUUGUAUUUCAUAUGAAUUAAUGAAUAUUUUUUAAAGAUUUCUCGCAAUUUUAUUUUGCUGUCAAGAUUUAUUUUGUUAUAUUUGUUCGCGUUUUUCUUAAAAAUUUAUUUUUUAAUAUUAGGCAGUUCUUGAAUUUAUAAUUAAUUAUCGGAUUUCGCUUUCCGUUUGUUCUCAUUUGCAAAAAUUCGUUUUUUUUUGUUUCUUAAUUAUUUCAGCACAUGUCUAUCACAAAUUCAAUUGUCAUUUAUUUUAUUAUAGAUACAAAAUCAGACCUCAUAAGCAGAGGUUGGUCGAAAUUUCGAUUUCCGGCGUUUUUCUCCUUCCUAUUUCUGAUUUCCGAAAAAAUUUGAUUUCCGACACCUCUGACUAUUCCGACC
This is a messenger RNA of Meloidogyne enterolobii, 917 nucleotides long. NCBI's taxonomy places the organism in Eukaryota, Metazoa, Nematoda, Chromadorea, Rhabditida, Meloidogynidae. The record is from the annotation of a GenBank genome assembly.